Saprolegnia diclina VS20 is the source of this 1818-nucleotide messenger RNA. RefSeq lists its product as hypothetical. Gene Ontology annotation, molecular function: alpha-1,2-mannosyltransferase activity. The transcript has a single exon. Bases 34 to 1737 code for a protein of 567 amino acids. Gene Ontology annotation, cellular component: Golgi apparatus. Gene Ontology annotation, biological process: mannan biosynthetic process. The record is from RefSeq and is a predicted model, not a curated record. Lineage: Eukaryota; Oomycota; Saprolegniomycetes; Saprolegniales; Saprolegniaceae.
CUUCCAAUUUGCACAGAGGCAGCGCCAUUCUACAUGCUGCGAAUGCCACCACCAAGCGCGUCCUGGCGCCGCCAAGGCGCCGCCGCAUCAAGCACAUCCCGAGUCGCAUGUCUCCUCGCCACCUGCGCGCUCGUCGCCUACAUGACGGGCCUCUUCCACAUCGCGCUGCCGCCCCUGUCCUCGACAAACGAGGCGCGCAACCUGACUCUGGACAGCGUGCCCGCCGUGUGGCAGCCCCACGAGUUCGAGUGCGUCGCGUGGCGAGCCAUGAGCGACUGCGACCCGUUGCGUGGCCAGCGGCGUCCGUCGUCCGAUCAGUCGUGCGGUGCCCCGAUCGUGUCGGGCCAGGCCGGCUACUGCGAGGUGCGCAACCGAACCAGUGGCAGCACGUACCGCGUCAUGGCCACGACGUGCCACAGCAUCGGACACGAAGUCAACUUUACCUGCAGCAUGGCGCGCGCGUUCACCGACUUUCGCCAUCGCGCGGCGGCCUACGAGCACGCGCCGGCGCCCGUGAUAUCGGGCACGGCCAGCCGCGGCCUCGUCUUCUCCAUCUACCCAGCGGUCGUGCCGAGCGUCUUUGGCAUCAUCCAGCUCCUCCGCACGUACGGCUGUCUCUUGCCCAUCGAGCUCUUUUAUCGCCCAAGCGAGAUGGACCCGCGAACCAACUAUGUGUUACAGCGGCUCGUCCAGACCGACAACGUGGUGCUGCGUGCCAUCACGGACCCGCGCGCGACCAAAUUCCGCACCAAGCCGUACGCGAUCUACCACUCGUCGUUUGACCAAGUGCUCGUGCUCGAUUGCGACAACAUCCCGCUGCGCGACCCCACGUACCUUUUCGAGUCGGCCAUUUUUCAAGCCAAAGGCGCCGUGUUUUGGCCCGACUACUGGCAGCCGUCGCACACGCUAUUCCACGUCGAUGGCGACAGUCUUCUCUGGGAGUACCUCGACAUGCCAUUUCCCAUUGGGAUGUUUGAGCAAGAGAGCGGCCAAGUGCUCAUCAACCGCGCCACAUCGCUGCCCGCGCUGCACAUGCUCAUGGCGCUCACGUUCGGCCCCAAUGACGUUAACUUGGUCGACGACCUCCAACUUGUGUAUGGCGACAAGGACCUCUUCCGCCUCGCAUUCCUGAGCACAAAGACGUCCUUUCAUUACAUCGCGUCGCUGCCCGUCAUUGCCGGCACCCAGCUGCCGUGGCGCCUCCAGUUUUGCGGCGUCGCGAUGGGCCAACGGGACAUGCACGGGGACUUGGUCUUUAUCCACCGCAACAGCGCCAAGAUCAGCGGCGACGCCUACCAAGUCCCGCUGCUCACGCACCUCCAGCGCUUUGACCAAGAUACGCACAGCGUCACCAAGUACACGGUGGCGUGGACGGGCGAGCUCGGGCCGGGUCAGCCGUGCUGGGCGCUGCCGUGGCCGCUGGCGCCGUCGAGCGUCGAGGCGCUGCCACCGACGCACCCGGUGGUGCAGGCCGAACGCAAGGUGAUUGCUUUUGCGAUUGGCGCCGGCAACCUCCUCUUGGGCGCGCGCCAAGCCCCGAUCGUCGACGCCACCGACGCCGUGGAUACCUGGACGCUAUGUCUCUUGGCGCUGGCUGUCGUCCUCUACGCAGUUUGGCAAGUCGCCGUGCGCCAGCUACAGGCCGCCGGGCAGCGUCAGCUUGUGCACGGCUGGAUGCAGCUGCUGGGCCCCAAGAAGAAGCGCAAGACGUCGUCCAUUGCCCACGAUUACGUAUAGAGGGCGAGUCGCCCGUAGUCUAAUUUAACUCGAGUUCAUUCUCCGUCCACUCCGAUCAACCGGCCGCGAUUUGCAUUGUAC